AUGACAUCUAAUGCCCUUUCUGGUAUCCCCGUCGGUCGCUUCUCAUCAUCCCUUGAGAUGACUUCGCUGACCAAGCAAAAGGAAGAGGAACUGGCCGUGCUAAGAACACAGCAGCCUCGCAAAAAACGGAACAAGGUAGCCCUUGCCUGUGAAGAGUGUCGUGAGCGUAAAGUCCGCUGCGAUGGCGUCCAACCUGUCUGCGGGACCUGCAGUCGACGGUACCACGGUCAGAAACUGUGUAACUAUGGGAAUGAUAUACCCAAGGCAGCUGUUGACAGGCACUACAUUCGAACUUUGCAUGAUCGUAUUCGUCACCUGGAAAAUAUUUGUCAAGUUCGAAGAUCCCACAUGACAAGCCAGCAGGAACUGGAACCGUCUGGGUCCGAUCAGAGAGCAUAUUUCCCUAGGUGGGAUGCAGAGAGCCGACAUACCACUGAUGACCCGAUGCAGGUGUCGGUGCCUUCAGUCCAAGAGGGUAGAGCGGCGCCAGAGGUGGUAGCAGAGGCGGCUGCUGGUCCACAGGCAAAUCCAGACUUCUUGACGACAAAACGUGCUGCUGAGACACAGGAUGGCCAUGAGAAUCCCGUCAAUGCCAUGGGCACUGGAUACAUUGGCUAUCGCCGCGUUGUGACCGACAACGAAGGAUACUUUGGAAAGUCGUCCGCAGCCUCUUUUUUCAAUCAGGUGCGGGAAGUGUUUUACCGUUGUACGGGUAAAAACCCAGGCCAAUUUUGCCCAAGAUCCCUUCGCAGUCAACCAAGAAAGGAGGGGCCAUCGGUUUGCCUCGCCUUUGAUGCAGAGAGCGCAGGGGAUUAUUCUCUACCACCUCGGGCAAUUGCGGACAAGCUUCUCGAUCUCUAUCACCGACGUGUCUACGGCCUUUAUCCAUUUAUACACUGGGAAACCCUGAUGAAUGGUUAUAAACGGCUAUGGACUGCUGAACCAGCGCCUUACGACGAUUCACAUGCGAUCGGGCUAGGAGCACCGGACUGUCCUCAGCCGGUAUUCUACUCAGCCUUGAACAUGAUGUUCGCUCUUGGACUGCAGUUUUCUGACGAUCCAUUCGAACAGCGGGAGGCCAUGUCGAAGUUAUUCUUCCGCCGCUCCAACCGCCUAUGCCACAUUGAUAUCCUUGACCGUGGGAGCCUGGCCAUUGUACAGACCUUAUUAAUCAUGGCACAAUACCUGCAAAGUACUAAUUUGCCCAAUCGAUGUUGGAACGUCGUUGGUCUAGCUUGUCGGAUAGCCCAGGGCCUUGGGAUGCAUCUUCCAGAGGGGGAUGAAAUGCGAUCCGAGCUUGUCCUCGAGAUCAGGAGGCGGACAUGGCAUGAAUGCGUAUUGUUGGAUACAGUGCUAAGCACCACGCUCGGCCGGCCCGCUACGAUAUCAUACCAAUAUACAGUUCCCCUGCCCCGUCCAAUUGAUGAUGAGUGCCUCACUCAGCGAGGUGCUGAUGCUGCCCAACUGAGCAGAGGUUUCGCCAAGUCGUCCUUCUUUAUCCAGGCGCUGAAGUUGAAUGCAAUUCUGAGCGAUGUCUUGUCCAAGGCUUAUAACCCGAUUGACACAGCGCAAGAAAGGACGGAUGAUCUGGACGAGCGGGCAUGGAGCCAACUAACCCAAACCAUCAUCGACAUUGACGUGAAGCUCGCUAAAUUUGAACGGGAACUUCCAGCACCAUUUCGCUGGUCCGAAGUGCCUCCGGGUGCAUUAGAGCCAGAGAAUCUGGUCCAGCUUCAACGGAAUGUUCUGGGAGAACGCUUUUUCCUUAUACGUGUUCUUCUCUAUCGGCCGGUUCUAAUCCGUCUCUGUGACAUCGAACUCGCCAGUAUUGGGUCCAGCAGAACUCCGACCCGUGGUAUGGAACCCGGUCUGGACUUCAUCUCGAGAUUUAAGCGGCAGUGCUCGGCGGCCUGUAUCGAGUCUGCACGAAGUUUAAUUUGCCUAGUCAACGUGACUGCAAGUGCUCUGAGCACCGGCGCCGGAGCAUGGUGGUACAACCUCUACUACACAUUCACCUCCGCCAUGGUUCUGGUUUUGUGUGACCUUUGUCCGUCUAUUCGGGAUAUGCUUGAUAGGGAGGGCUUGGAUCGAGCGUGGCAGCAGUGCCAGGAUAUUUUGGCUCUAAUGAAACGCAGCACCACUGCUCUUGAAUCCUUCAAAGUUCUGCAGAAAAUGCGGACUUCAAUUCGAGCAGACCAGUCAGGGAUGAAUGCUGCAGAUAUCAACAGAAGCAGUGCGCCCGGGCCAAUUGGCCGUGGCAACCAGGAAUCUGUGAAUCUGAAUACCAGCUCUAUGUCUUGCGAACCGACUGCGGACUUAAAUGAUGGCGUUGAUCUAGGAUUUGAGGAGGCUGGGUGGACGAACAUGCUAUGGGAGGAUUUUUGGACUUUUGCGAGUGGCCAGCCGCUGACUUGGGACGCACGUGACCCAGGACGGACUAGUGCUCCAACAUUGUUGAAUUUUGGACCGGGGCCCUCCAACAACAACCUGACAAGUUUUGGCCCCGGUCUCGGACUAUACCCCAUGUAUACACUCCAACUGGCGAACGUCGUUCGUCGAUCCUCAACUAUCGCGACAUUCAACAACGGUCGGCCACACAACCAAACGAUGGGACAGCGGCAAGAAGACAAUGGUUCCCAGCCUCAGCUGAAUGGACUUCAGAGCAAUGGGCACCCAUCCCAAGAGUCUUGCUGGACCAUCGAUGAACUCCUACGAACCAAAGCCGCCGGUGACCCAGACCAGCAGGUCGUGUUCUACCCAAAAGCCGGGAUUGACUACAUUGGGUACACUGCAUCCCAACUUGAUACGUUCGCUUUUCGAGCGGCCACAGAAUACCUGCCUGAGAUCAAAGCUAGACAGUCCUCCAACGAAGCGCCGACUGUGGUAGCAUUGCUAGGAGUGUCGAACUUGGAUUACAUUGUCACACUAUUGGCUAUAAGUAAGCUGGGCCAUACGAUCUUACUGCUCUCGCCACGCUUGACAAAAGAGGCAUAUACUCGACUCCUGCAAGACACCGGCGCAAAAUUCGUGGUCUGCCAACCAGAACAUCGCGAAAAAGUUGAAGACAUUCCAGGGACCACAAUCAUACCAAUCUCCACCCAAGAUGGUUAUGGCAACCCGACACCCACACAGGAGAGUACGAACCUGACACCAGGCCUCGACUUGACCGUGGAAAGUACAAACCCGAUAUGGAUCUUUCAUUCGAGCGGCUCUACCGGCCUCCCGAAACCAGUCCCUUUGACGCAGCGGGGAGCGUUGGCAAAUUACCAGCGGAAUAUCGAGAAGCUGACCCUGCGGUGUUUCUCGACUUUGCCGCUAUUUCAUACCCAUGGAAUGGGAAGUCUUUUCCGUGCCAUUAUCACCGGCCGGCCGGUUUAUUUCUACAACGUUUCGCUGCCUUUGACAAAGGACUAUCUGAUCGAAUCCCUGGAGAGACACCACUUCGAACUCUUCUCGGUUGUCCCAUACGCUCUUAAGCUUCUCUCAGAGCCUUCCAAGGGAAUCGAGCUUUUGAAAAAGCUGCAGUUGGUUACUUUUGGAGGAUCGCCGUGUCCCGACUCUCUGGGAAAUAUGUUGGCUGAGGCUGGGGUCCACUUGGUCAGCGUCUAUGGGAUGAGCGAAACGGGGCCUUUGAUGAUGUCUACUCGACCUCGAAGCGACAAAACCUGGAACUACCUGCGUCCGACGGCCGAAGCGAAACCAUAUCUUACUUUUGAGCCCCGAGAGAAAGGUACUUAUGAGUUGGUUUGCCUACCUGGAUUACCAUCGAAGUCCAUGUCCAAUCGCGAUGAUGGCUCGUAUGCGACUAAGGACCUCUUUGUCAAGCAUCCCUCCCUAGAGGCAUGGAAGUAUUGCGGCCGCAAUGACGAUAUUGUGGUCCUAGAGAACGGAGAAAAAGUCAACCCAGUCGAUAUCGAAGGGGCGGUGACGCGACACGAGCUAGUCAAUGCUGCAGUCGUCUUCGGAACUGGCAAGCCGUACCCAGGCAUGCUAGUGAUUCCUUCGUCCGCGGCCGGCGACAUUGCAGCGAAAAACCUCCUCGACCUUGUCUGGCCCACGAUUGAAGCUGCCCAGGUUAUGACUCCUGACUAUGCAAAAAUGAGUCGGGACAUGGUGAUUAUUCUUCCUCCCAAUACUCCCUAUCCCAAGACCGACAAGGACUCGGUGAUUAGGAAAAGGUUCUACGUGCGGUUCAGCAAAGAGAUCGAUGACUACUAUUCCACCGAGACAGCCGGAACGGUGGUUUCUUUGAACAAGGAUGAAAUCCUCUCCUUGGUUCGUACUGGAGCCGAAGCAAUCCUCAGCCCCCGCCAGGUUUCCGAUGAUGCCGACUUUUUUGCACUGGGCAUGAACUCACUUCAGGCCGCUCAACUGCGAAACUUCAUACUGAAGAAGGUUGGAGGACCGGCUUUGGGUCUCAAUGUUGUCUUUGAGCAUCCGUCGGUUCGCUCUUUGGCAGAAUACAUGAGCUCGGACUCUCAGGACCCUCAGAGUGCAUCCCUGCCGGACAACAACAAAAUCAACCAGAUGAUCGAAAAAUACAGUCAAUUUGCACAACACCAGCCGCGUCCUAGAACUUCUGAGUCCCAGGGCCAGUAUGCUGUUUUGACCGGGAGUACCGGGUCCUUAGGAGCACAUCUCCUGAGAACCCUGAUCUUGGACCCCCAGGUGCGAAUGGGAUAUUGUUUGGUUAGGGCCGCUUCUGUCACAGACGCUCGCCACCGUGUGUUCCGCUCCCUGCAUACCCGAAAGCUCUAUUUCAAUAUUCCCAGUGCAGUUCGAAAGAAGAUUGUCUGUGUCCCCACAGAUUUCUCCAGUCCCUCACUUGGGCUUUCUCCCGAGCUAUAUGACCGAAUUGUUCGCCAAUUGACCGUUGUCUACCACUGUGCAUGGGCUGUAAACUUCAACUUGCGGCUCGAGAGUCUCGAACGAGACUGCAUUGCCGGAGUGAAAAAUCUCAUUGACCUCUGCCUCAGCGCCCAUGGGCCCCACCCCGCCACGUUUAGUUUCCUAUCGUCGAUAGGAACCGUUCUCCGGGCCAAGGAUAAGACUGUGCCAGAAUCGUUGCCCACAAGUCCGUCCAAUUCACAGCCAACUGGCUAUGCACUGUCCAAGUUUGUGGCUGAGCAUGUAUGUAUGAACGCUGCUGCCCGGGUGGGGAUCCCCGUCUAUAUCAACCGAAUUGGGCAAAUUGUGGGGGACACGGUGUAUGGCAUCUGGAACAGUUCAGAAGCAAUUCCCCUUCUGAUGCAGUCCGCGACUACCAUUCAUUCGCUGCCAAGCUUCGACGAAAUGGUGCGCUGGCUGCCUGUCGAUGUGGUUGCUAAGAUCGUGAUGGAAAUCACCACGUCUGGCGCUGCCUCAGGCGUGUUCAACAUUGUCAAUCCUCAUGGAGUCAGUUGGACCCAUGACAUCGUCCCAUAUCUCCGCCAGGCGGGCCUGGACUUCGAGUUGGUUGACCCACCUACAUGGCUGAAACGCCUACAAGAAGCCAGCAACCCAGAGAAAAACCCUCCGGUCAAGCUCUUCGAAUAUUUCAAGCGUCAAUUCAGCAAUGUGGAACCCCGACGUGCUGUUGUGUUUGAGACAGAGAAAUCUCUCCGGUGGUCUAGGACGUUCGCGGCUACCCAAGCACCUGAUCAGGUCCUGGUGGCGAAGAUGGUUCAACAAUUUAUUGUCACAGCGUGGACUUCGUCCAAAGCGAAGGCACCCUGUCGAUCUGUUGUAGCCUUCAGUGGUUCCGUUCCAAGUUCGCUUGGUGGGGCCGAACUGGACGCUCUGGAAUUGGUGGUCACAUUGAUUUCCAUGCAACUGGGUAUUCCGGUCCUGGAUUCGAAAUCGGCAGGCUUCGGUCCAGAAAUAAAUGGGACUGGUCACUUGGACUUGCACGGCGAUAAAGGUCCCGAGCACGGCCCAAUCCUCACCAUCGUGGACAGGGAUCAUAUCCGAGACCUAUCGUCUGGCCGGACGAGAUUUUUAGUCCUACCAAAUCCGACCGAGUCAAGCUCAGCAACUGAGGGCAACAUGGGUGACGAAACAAUCGACAUAAUACCUCUGACAGCGACAAAGAGCUCAAAGGACUUGGUUGAGGAAGCUACAUUUUGGAUACGAGACUUUUUGGAACAGGGAAAGAGUGCAGCCGUCUGA
Molecule: messenger RNA, 6147 nt
Organism: Aspergillus thermomutatus
Lineage: Eukaryota; Fungi; Ascomycota; Eurotiomycetes; Eurotiales; Aspergillaceae
Exons: 10
Coding region: 1-6147 (2048 amino acids)
Biological process (GO): DNA-templated transcription; positive regulation of transcription from RNA polymerase II promoter by galactose
Cellular component (GO): nucleus
Molecular function (GO): zinc ion binding; DNA-binding transcription factor activity, RNA polymerase II-specific; RNA polymerase II cis-regulatory region sequence-specific DNA binding
Source: RefSeq, a predicted model, not a curated record